Messenger RNA from Engraulis encrasicolus (European anchovy), 9093 nucleotides. It is a transcript of the gene ttc28, whose product is annotated as tetratricopeptide repeat domain 28. Gene Ontology annotation, molecular function: protein binding. The record is from RefSeq and is a predicted model, not a curated record. NCBI's taxonomy places the organism in Eukaryota, Metazoa, Chordata, Actinopteri, Clupeiformes, Engraulidae. The coding region runs from base 341 to 8140 and encodes 2599 amino acids. The transcript has 29 exons.
GUUGAGCUCGGUAACUCUACUCCGCUGUGAUGUCAGCAGCGGUAAUGCGCGCUGGAUCUCCGAUGGAGACACGACAGAACCGCCUCAACCGGGAGAGAAAAUCCGCUACAAGCCCCGAGUGCCAGAAAAAACGGGGAUUUGACAACAUGGCGUACUUUUUAGUGGAAUAACUUUUCCUGAGAGUCCACGAAAACUUUGCGCAUUCCUGGCGGUAAAGCAUUUCGGGGGAAAGUCAACACAACUUCGUAUGGACCUAAACGGGCGAUUUUUCCAGCUUUUUGUGUAGAUCUAUCAUGGGAUGAGAGUUUCAAGUUGUCGCAAACCGCUGAAGUAGGACGGGAUGGAGAAGCAAGGAACGAGAAAAGAAAAGUUCAGCGUGUUCUCCCCACGCUCCCUGGGAGGCCGGGGGGGCCCCUCCGCAAACGCCAUGAAGGACACUGGUGGUGCUGGUGCUGGUGGUACCGGAAAAGGCAGCAGCGGUGGUGGAUCUGCAACCGCAACUCUGCCCCUGCCGUGCACCAGAACCGACACCACCGGCAGCACCGGCACUGGUACCGGCACCGGCAGCAGUGCCACCUCCUCGGCAGCAGGUGGCGGUGGCCGCGCCCUGAGCAAGGCGGAGUUCAUGGAGAAGGUGCGGCAGAGCAACGAGGCGUGCCAGCGCGGGGACUUCGGGAGCGCCGUGCGUCUGUACAGCGAGGCGCUCCGGGCCGACCCGCAGAACUGCAUCCUGUACAGCAACCGCUCGGCCGCGCACCUCAAGCUGGGACAGUACCAGACCGCGCUGGACGACGCUGUCAAGGCCCGCCUCCUCAACCCCAAGUGGCCCAAGGCAUACUUCCGUCAGGGCGUGGCUCUGCAGUACCUCGGGCGCCAUGCGGAUGCCUUGGCCGCGUUUGCCUCGGGGUUGGCCCAGGACCCCAAGAGCCUCCAGCUGCUCCUCGGCAUGGUGGAGGCAGCCAUGAAGUCACCCCUACGCCAAUCCCUGGAGCCCACCUAUCAGCAGCUGCAGAAGAUGAAGCUGGAUAAGAGCCCCUUCGUGGUGGUGUCCGUGAUUGGCCAGGAGCUGCUGGGCGCCGCCCACCACGGCGCCUCGGUGGUGGUCCUGGAGGCAGCGCUGAAGAUCGGCACCUGCAGCCUCAAGCUGCGCGGCUCCGUCUUCUCCUCCCUCAGCUCCGCCUACUGGUCGCUCGGCAACACGGAGAAGAGCAUCGCCUACAUGCAGCAGGACCUGGAGGUGGCCAAGACCUUAGGUGACCAAUCAGGAGAGUGCCGUGCCCAUGGCAACUUAGGCUCCGCCUUCUUCUCUAAGGGCAACUACAGAGAGGCGUUGACCAAUCACAGACACCAGCUGGUCCUCGCCAUGAAGCUCAAGGACCGAGAGGCGGCCUCCUCGGCCCUCAGCAGCCUGGGCCACGUGUACACGGCCAUAGGGGACUACCCCAACGCGCUGGCCAGCCACAAGCAGUGUGUGCUGCUGGCCAAGCAGUCCAAGGACCAGCUGUCGGAGGCGCGCGAGCUAGGCAACAUGGGGGCUGUCUACAUCGCCAUGGGAGACUUCCAGAACGCCGUGACGUGCCACGAGCAGCACCUGGGCAUCGCCAAAACGCUAGGUAACCAGCGGGAGGAGGCGCGUGCCUACAGCAACCUGGGCAGUGCCUACCACUACCGGCGGGACUUCGACAAGGCGCUGUCCUACCACACGCGGGUGCUGGACCUGGCCGCGGCGCUGGAGGAGAAGCCCAUCCAGAUGCGGGCCUACGCCGGCCUGGGCCACGCCGCACGCUGCAUGCAGGACCUGGAGCGGGCCAAGAAGUACCACCAGAACCAGCUGGGCAUCGCCGACGAGCUCAAGGACCAGGCCGCACAGGGACGGGCCUCGUCCAAUCUGGGCAUCAUCCACCAGAUGUGUGGCGACUACGAGACGGCUCUGAAGCUGCACACGGCGCACCUGGCGAUCGCGCGGGAGCUGAGCGACUACGCCGCGCAGGGCCGCGCCUACGGCAACAUGGGCAACGCCUACAACGCCCUGGGGCUGCACGAGCAGGCCGUCCGCUACCACCGCCAGGAGCUGCAGAUCUCCAUGGAGGUGAGCGACCGCGCCAGCCAGGCGUCCACGCACGGCAACUUGGCGGUGGCCUACCAGGCGCUGGGUGCCCACGACCGGGCCCUGCAGCACUACCAGCACCACCUGGGCAUCGCCCGCGAGCUCCGCGACGUCCAGAGCGAGGCGCGCGCCCUGGGGAACCUGGGCAACUUCCACUGCUCGCGGGGCGAGUUCGCCCAGGCCGUGCCCUUCUACGAGCAGUACCUGAAGCUGGCGCCCGACCUGCAGGACAUGGAGGGCGAGGGCAAGGUGUGCCACAACCUGGGCUACGCCCACUACUGCCUGGGCGCCUACCAGCAGGCCGUCAAGUACUACGAGCAGGACCUGGCGUUGGCGCGCGACCUGCACGACAAGCUGAGCCAGGCCAAGGCCUACUGCAACCUGGGGCUGGCGCACAAGGCGCUGGGCGCCUACGCACAGGCCGAGGAGUGCCAACGCUACCUACUGUCGCUGGCGCAGUCGCUGGGCAACACGCAGGCGCGCUUCCGGGCGCUGGGCAACCUGGGCGACAUCUACGUGUGCAAGAAGGACGUGGGCGGGGCCGUGGGCUACUACGAGCAGCAGCUGGCGCUGGCGCAGCAGGCGGGCGAGGCGCGCAUGGAGGCGGGCGCUUACGCUGCCCUGGGGGCGGCCCAUAGGCUGCUGCAGGACUACGAGCGGGCGCUGGCCUAUCACGCGCAGGAGCUGCGGGCGCAGCAGCAGCUGGGCGACCUGCAGGGGGAGCUGCAGGCCCACGGGCACCUGGCGGCCGUGCACAUGGCACAGGGCCAGUUCGACAUGGCCAUGCGCUGCUACGAGGACCAACUGCUGCUGGCACAGAAACUCAAGGAGCCGUCGGCGGAGGCGCGCGUGUACGGCAACAUGGGCAUCACCAAGAUGAACAUGGGCGUGGUGGAGGAGGCGCUGGGCUUCUUCGAGCAGCAGCUGGCCACGCUGCAGCAGCUCAGCUCCCAGCAGGCCUCCCUGGAGCGCGGCCGCGCCUACGGGAACCUGGGCGACUGCUACGAGGCGCUGGGGGACCACGAGGAGGCCGUCAAGCACUACGAGCAGCACCUGUCCGUGGCGCAGAGCCUUGGUCAUCUGCAGGACCAGGAGAGGGCCUAUCGCGGCCUGGGCAAUGGACACAGGGCGCUGGGCCACCUGCAGCAGGCGCUGGUGUGCUUUGAGAAGCGUCUGGUGGUGGCCCACGAGCUGGCCGACUGCGUGCUGAAGGCGCACGCCUACGGGGAGCUGGGCGCGCUGCACAGCCUUCUGGGUAACUACGAGCAGGCCCUGUCCUGCCUGGAGCGCCAGCUGGCCAUCGCCCGCGAGACCCGAGACCGCCCCCUGGAGGCCGACGCCAGCAGCGGCCUGGGCGGCGUCUACCAGCUGAUGGGCGAGCACGAGAUGGCGCUGCGCUGUCAUCAGCUGGACCUGCAGAUCGCCACGGAGACGGGCAGCGCGGAUCGGCAGGCGCGCGCCUACGGCAACCUGGGGCUGACGCACGAGUCGCUAGGCAACCACGAGAGGGCGGUGGCGUUCCAGGAGCAGCAUCUGAGCAUCGCCGCGGAGACCAACGACCUGGCGGCCAAGACGCUGGCCUACGGGAGCCUGGGCAGGACACACCACACGCUGCGCAACUACUCACAGGCCGUCAUGUACCUGCAGGAAGGUCUGCGUCUAGCAGAGCAGCUGAGCCGUCGUGAGGAUGAGGCGAAGAUUCGACACCGCUUGGGUUUGUCACUCUGGGCCAGUGGAAACCUGGAGGAAGCACAGCAUCAGCUGUAUCGGGCGUCAGCGCUCUUCGAGACGAUCCGGCAUGAGGCUCAACACAGCACGGACUACAAGCUGUCCCUCUUCCACCUGCAGACGGCCUGCUACCAAGCCCUGCAGAGGGUCCUAGUCAGCCUGGGUCACCACGAUGAGGCGCUGGCGGUGGCAGAGAGGGGGCGCACUAGAGCGUUUGCGGACCUGCUGGUGGAGCGCCAGACGGGCGCGCAGGACGACCCCUACACCCCGGUCACGGUGGAGUCCAUCCUGGAGGCGGUGAACGGGCAGCGGGCGCUGGUGCUCUACUACUCGCUGGCCGCCGGGUACCUCUACAGCUGGCUACUGGCCCCCGGAUCAGGCAUCCUGAAGUUCCACGAGGUGUAUGUGGGAGAGGGCGUGUCUGAGGGCGGGGCGUCUGAGUUCCAGGAUGCUGGUAGCGGGGUGGGCCCUGUGGCGCUGGGCUCCUCUCUGGAGCAGCACAUAGCCAGCACGCGCGAGGCCCUGGGAGUCGAGUCCUACUACAGCAGAGGGGGCUCGAGCAGUGAGACGGAGAGCGAGGCGGGGGACCUGCUGGACUUUGAGGACCGGCUGAGCUCCGCCCCCGACCCCAGCGGCUUCCUCCGGAGGGUCUCCAGGAGCAACCUCUUCAACAGGAGCUGCCACAGUAUGUCCAGUCUGAUGUCGAGUGGCGGCGUGAGUGUCAGCGUGAGUGCUCCGGUGUCCCCGGUGAGGGAGAGGGAGAGGGAGAGCUCCAGCCUGCCCCGACGCAGCACCAGCACCAGCACCACCAGCAGCAAACCCCCCCUCAGAGCCCUCUACGACCUGCUCAUCGCACCCAUGGAGGGGGGUCUGAUGCACUCGUGCGGUGCGGCGGGGCGCCUGAAGCAGCUGGUGCUGGUGCUGGAGGGGGAGCUGUAUCUGAUACCCUUCGCCCUGCUCAAGGGCAGCUGCAGCAACGAGUUCCUCUUCGAGAGGUUCAGCCUCAUCGCCGUGCCCUCCAUAGGGGGCCUCGCAGCCACCAGCAAGGGUGCGACUCGUCGUCCUGGCGCCGCGGGCCAGCAGCAGCAGCUGAGCGGCGGCCUGUCCAUGGCGGCGGUGGUGGGUAACCCGCGGCUCCCGGGCGGCGUGAUGGACCGCUGGCUGUGGGGCCCCAUGCCCUCGGCCGAGGAGGAGGCCCUGGCGGUGGCCGAGCUGCUAGGGUGCCAGGCACUGACGGGCAACGCCGCCACCAAGGAGCGCGUCAUGGCUGCGCUGUCCCAGGCCGAGUGCGUCCACUUCGCCACGCAUGUCUCCUGGAAGCUGGCCGCCCUGGUGCUCAGUCCCACGCAAGACACCAGCGUCACCGUCCCCACGCACACGACGCACUCGUCGCACACGCAAACACACACGACGCACGGCACGCAAACACACGCGCUGACACCCGAUGACACAAGUGACGUGGAGAGCAUCUGUGGUGACAACACGCCCCUGCAGGACAUUCUGCUCACCGCGGCAGACGUGCUGGACCUGAAGCUGCCCGUCAAACUGGUCGUGCUGGGCUCGUAUCAGGAGUCGGUGAGCAAGGUGACGGCGGAUGGCGUGGUGGGGCUGACGCGGGCCUUCCUGGCGGCGGGCGCCCAGUGCGUGUGCGUGUCCCUCUGGCCCGUGCCUGUAGCGGCCUCCAAGCUCUUCACGCACACCUUCUACUCCUCGCUGCUAGGGGGCGCCAGAGCCAGCAGCGCCCUGGUGGAGGCCAUGAGGAGCGUGCAGAGCAGCAAGCAGUUCUCGCACCCCUCCAACUGGGCAGGCUUCAUGUUGAUUGGCAGUGAUGUGAAGCUGAACAGCGCCUCGUCUCUGAUUGGUCAAGCCCUAGCAGAGAUCCUGCAAUACCCAGACAAGGCCCGGGACGCCCUCAGAGUCUUACUGCACCUGGUGGAGAAGUCGCUGCAACGCAUCCAGAACGGCCAGCGCAACUCCAUGUACACGUCGCAGCAGAGCGUGGAGAACAAGGUGGGCGGAGUCCCGGGCUGGCAGAACCUGCUGAUGGCCGUCGGGUUCCGCCUGGACCUGGCCGGCACCGGACUUCCUGCCGCAGUCUUCUUCCCCACCGCCGACCCCGGCGACCGGCUGCAGCAGUGCAGCGCCACCCUGCAGUCACUACUGGGUCUUCCUCACCCUGCCCUUCAGGCUCUCUGCAAACUCAUCACCAUCUCAGAGGCGGGAGAGCAGCUCAUCAACCGAGCUGCUAAGACUGUGGUGGACAUGCUCCACCAGGUGUUGGCGCAGCUCCAGAGCGGGGAGCGGGAACAGGACUUCUCUCUCUCCCCCAUACAGACCUGCAUCAGCGUCCAGCUCUGGAGGCUCCCCGGCUGCCACGAGUUCCUGGCCGCUCUGGGCUUCGACCUGUGUGAGGUGGGGCAGGAGGAGGUUGUGUUGAAGACGGGAAAGCAAGCCAGUCGACGCAUCAUGCACUUCGCCCUGCAGUCCCUCCUGGCCCUGUUUGAUUCAGCAGAGCUCCCUAAGCGUCUCAGCCUGGACAGCUCGUCCUCUCUGGAGUCGCUGGCGUCGUCCCAGUCAGUGUGCCCGCCGCUGCCCUUCUCCUCGCCCGCCUGCCCUGACACGCUGGCGUCGGACGCCAUCUCCCUCUACUCGCUCAGCUCCGUGGCCUCCUCCCUGAGCUUCCUGUCUCGACCAGACACCGUCGGCGGCAGCGCCGGGGGGUUGGCGUCGGCGGGGGGGUCGCACUUCUCCUCCCCCGCCCGUCAUCAUCACCCGUCGUCAACGGUCGCGGGUGGUGGCAUGACGCGAAGCCGCUCGUCUCCCACGGCCGCCACCGCCACCCAGGAGGAGUACGAGGGCUUCAGCAUCAUCAGCAGCGAGCCGUUGUCCCUGGCGCAGCGCGGCACCCUCCCCCGGCCCGCCGGGCACCGGACUGGCAUGCGCACCGCAGGUGUGGGAGGGUGCGGUGGUGGUGGUGGUGGUGGUGGUGGUCUGAGGGGCGGCCGGACACCAGGCGUGUCGUCCAGGGGCAGCGUCAGCACGCCUACGUCCCCUAUCAAGGCACCCCCUGCACCUGCCCCUGCCCCUGCUGCUGCCCCUGCCCCUGCUGCUGGCCACAAAGCUCCCAGCCCCCCCAAGAAGCCCAGCAGCUCAGACACGGGCACGGAGUCAUCCGACCAGUCCAGCACGGAGACGGACAGCACGGUGCGCUCGCAGGAGCAGGAGCGGCCGCCGCGGCCCCUGGACCCCCAGGAGCUGGCGCAGAAGAUCCUGGAGGAGACCCAGAGCCACCUCAUCGCCGUGGAGACGCUGCAGAGGAGCACCGGAACACCCGGAUCAGGAUCCGGAGGUUCCGGAGGAGGAACGACGCCGUCUAGCCUAGAUAUGCAGCACCCGGUUCAGCACACGGCCGUGUCAGGUUUCCGCUCGGCCGAAACCAGCGCGUUCAGCCGACCGACAAGCAGGGGGAGCCCAACGUCCGGAGGCCCGUCGCCGAGCCAGGGCCACCCGCGUCCCAAGCCGCCGUCGCGCAGCUCCUCGCUGCAGAAGGCCAGCUCCGGCUACAACAGCCCGGCCGACUCCCUGAAGGACGGCCAGCCCUCGCCCUCCCUCAGCAGCAGCAGCGCCACCCACAGCGGCACGCCCAGUGGCGGCGGCACGCCCAGCUUCAAGCUCAAGUACCCCAGCUCGCCGUACAGUGGACACAUCUCCUCCCGCUCGCCAAGCAACGUGUCGCCCAGCUCGGGCCACCAGUCGCCCGGAGGCUCCGCCCCGUCCCCCGCCCUCUCGUACUCGUCCGGCUCCUCGCGCUCCAGCCCCGGGGACGCGCCGCUGGAUCGCCUGCGACUGGCGGCCAUCGACGAGAAGGUGCAGGCCAUCCACAAUCUGAAGACGUUCUGGGCCAACGCCUCGCAGCCUCUGCCGCCGCACCCUAUGGGGGGCCCCGUUCGGGUGCUCAGAGGAGGGAGAGGAGGAGGAGGAGGAGGGGUGAAGAUCAGUCCUGUUCAGAGAGACGUGCUGGGGCUGCUGCACCUCUCUCCCCGCCAUCCGUCAACCAAUCAAACACAGCAGCAGCAGCAGCAGCAGCAGCAGCAACAGCAGGACACCAAAACUAAAAACAAAAAGUCCUCUUCCUCCGCCACUUCCACUUCCUCCUCUUCCUCCUCCAAUGGCAAGCUCCGCCCUCAGAAAGACAAGCCCCCCAGUGGUGGUGGUAGCCCCGGCCCUCAGAACGUCAGACUGCCUUCUGGGAACGGAUACAAGUUCCUGUCGCCCGGACGAUUCUUCCCCUCCUCAAAAUGCUGAGACAGUCAAACAGUCGCCCCCACCACCAUCAUCACCACUCAUUUUUUAGAGGCAUUGAACUCACGGGAAUAUCCCUGCCUGCCCUCCGUGUUAACCAAGUAACUCCUGAACUAGCGAGAGUUAUAACAACAGGGUGUCAGCAGGGAGGAGACUGACUGGGAGCAGACUAAUCGAUAUCUCCCUAAAAAAAUGAACAAAUAAAACUACAUCUGGCCCAGCUAAGGCUUCCGUUCGGGCCAGAUCCAUCCGAGCCAUACUAAAAGGCCAUAUGAGGACGAAAGCCUUUCCAAACUUGGCUGCUCUGCCACCUGCCUGCCUGUCCUGCCCUGCCCUGCACACACACACAGCCAGCCUCCGGCACUCCCACGCACAGCCUGCGGUGGGCAACCCUGCCUAAAGCAGCACGACGGGAGGGGAGGGGAUUAAGCCAGCCAGCCGGGCAGCCAGGCAGGCAGGCACGAGUUGUACAGAGACACCCAUGGACAUAGACAUAGAUGUAUGUGUAUGUCUAUAUGUAAUAGACAUGCCGUAGAUCUGCGUAUAUGUCUAUGCCCACUGUCACCGUCGGGCAGUGCAGCCAUGUUUGACCCUUUUUUUUGUUUCAUUUUGUAUUGUUGUUAUUAUUAUUUUAAUAUAAUUACUGUUAUUGAUGUUUAUUAUAUUAGAUUGUAAUUGUAAUGACUGUUUUUGUAAAUUAAAUUUACAGUUUUUUUGCAAUCAGUGUUAUACUUUUUUUGUAAGUUAAUAAUGAAGCAAGCCAUGCACAAAGACCUGAAGAUCAAAAUAUGUGGAUAUUAUUAUUUUUUCCUCUGUAUUGGUGAAAAGGUACUCAUGAUGACUACAGUGCGUAGACUGGGCUACUGGACCUGAGAGGAUGUGGUCCAAAUACCCGUCAGCACUGUCUUUUUACCAAACAAAUUUUACAAGUGUGGUCUCCCAAUAAAAGACAUAUC